Drosophila teissieri is the source of this 2974-nucleotide messenger RNA. RefSeq names its product palmitoleoyl-protein carboxylesterase NOTUM (gene Notum). Lineage: Eukaryota; Metazoa; Arthropoda; Insecta; Diptera; Drosophilidae. The transcript is spliced from 4 exons. Bases 286 to 2319 code for a protein of 677 amino acids. Gene Ontology annotation, molecular function: hydrolase activity. The record is from RefSeq and is a predicted model, not a curated record.
GAUAACAAAACAUUGCAGUGCUAUCAGCAGAGUAGAAAACAGAAUAGAAUCGAAUCAAAUACAUUAAUUCACAGUUAAACGACGAGAAAUCAGAAAAACCCCCGCCCUACAGAAAUCAAAAUCACAAGUUGAUAAGUGCCAAAACAAAAAUCAAUACCGAUCGCAUACAAUGCAGCGCCCCAAAAGGUGCUCCACACUGUGCUGAACAAAAAGAGAAAUAAGCAAAACAAACAACAGAAAAUCUAUAUUUAAUCUAUACUAUAUCUAUGUGUAAUCGAAUCGAAAAUGGCAGUCGAACAAAUUGAUAAAAUGGCAGCUAAAGCCGGAGAAGCUACAAAUAAAUGGAUUAAGCCACAGCAGACAGCAGCGCCGCUGCUAACGCUUCUGCUGCUCUUGGCCACGUUUAGUCAGCUGCCAGCCGCGCGCAGCAGCAGCAUCUUGGAUGCAGCCAGUCUGCAGGAGAAGGAUCCUCUGAGGGACACCAGCAUGAACAUGAUCCAGCGCAACUACAUGGUGAUGCACUCGGCCAGCGGCUCCGGCGACCACAGCCGCUCCCUGAAGCGCGCCAACCUGGCCAACUCGAGCAUCACCUGCAACGAUGGCAGCCACGCCGGCUUCUACCUGCGCAAGCAUCCCAGCUCCAAGAAGUGGAUCGUCCUUCUCGAGGGUGGCUGGCACUGCUUCGACGUGCGCUCGUGCCGCGCCAGGUGGAUGCGCCUGCGCCACCUCAUGACCUCCUCCCAGUGGCCAGAGACGAGAGAUGUUGGAGGCAUCCUGUCGCCCCAUCCCGAGGAGAAUCCCUACUGGCACAAUGCCAACCACGUGCUCAUCCCGUACUGCAGCAGUGACUCGUGGUCGGGAACGCGAACGGAGCCGGAUACCAGCGAUCGGGAGAACAGUUGGCGGUUCAUGGGAGCCCUGAUCCUGCGCCAGGUGAUCGCAGAACUGAUUCCCGUGGGAUUGGGUCGAGUGCCGGGCGGCGAACUGCUUCUCGUGGGCUCAUCGGCUGGUGGCCUGGGUGUGAUGCUCAAUUUGGAUCGCAUUCGCGACUUCCUUGUCAACGAGAAAAAGCUACAGAUCACCGUGAGAGGAGUGAGUGACUCUGGCUGGUUCCUGGACAGAGAGCCAUACACGCCGGCGGCAGUGGCCUCCAAUGAGGCAGUGCGUCAGGGAUGGAAGUUGUGGCAGGGCUUGCUGCCCGAGGAGUGCACCAAGAGUUAUCCCACGGAGCCCUGGAGGUGUUACUACGGAUACCGACUGUAUCCCACUCUAAAAACGCCCCUUUUCGUCUUCCAAUGGCUUUUCGACGAGGCCCAAAUGCGAGUGGAUAAUGUUGGAGCACCCGUAACGCCGCAGCAAUGGAACUACAUCCACGAAAUGGGCGGCGCCCUGAGAUCCUCGCUGGAUAAUGUGAGCGCCGUCUUCGCACCCAGUUGCAUAGGUCAUGGGGUGCUGUUCAAACGCGAUUGGGUCAAUAUCAAGAUCGACGACAUAUCCUUGCCCUCGGCACUGCGCUGCUGGGAGCACUCAACACGCAGCAGGCGUCAUGACAAGCUCAAGCGUUCCACGGAGCCAUCGACGGCGGUCUCGCAUCCACCACAUGCCAAUAACCAAAGACACCAGCGACACCGUCAGCGGCUGCAGCGCCAGAAGCAGAAUAACGUGGCCCAAACUGGAGGGCAGCAGCGGAGGCACAAUCACCUGACCAAGGAGGAGCGGGAGGAGCGGGAGGAGCGGAAACGAGUGCGCCAGGAGCAGCGACAGAGGCGCAAGCAACGGCGCCGCCAGCAGCAGCAGAAGAAGGCCAAUGGAGCGCAGGAGCAUCGGAACAAGAAGGAUAACAGCCCCAAGUCGAGCAGUGGCAAUGAUCAGCGGAAGCAGCGGCGGCGCCAGCAGCUGACUCCCGAGGAAAGGCAGGAGCAGCGGAAGCGACGCAGGAAAGCCCAGCAGCAGCAGGUGAAAAUGCAGCGGGAACAGCCGGCAGCUGGUGUUUUGCUGGAGGCGAGUGCGCCCCAGAAGACACGCUCCUCCAACAACGCCUCCGCGGGCACAAAGUCCAAGAAGCGCAAUCGCGUUCCGCGAGUGCCGGAGAAGUGCGGCCUCCGUCUCCUGGAACGCUGCAGUUGGCCGCAGUGCAAUCACUCCUGUCCCACGCUCACGAAUCCCAUGACCGGCGAGGAGAUGCGCUUCCUGGAGCUGCUCACCGCCUUCGGCUUGGACAUCGAGGCGGUGGCCGCCGCUCUGGGCGUCGACAUGCACACGCUCAACAACAUGGAGCGCACCGAAUUGGUCAACAUGCUCACCCAGCAGGCCAACUAGGCUCACCAAAUACCCUUUACCCCUUUGGGGGGAACCAAAAAUGGGCAAGGAAAUCGUAGGAGAUCGAAAAUACUUAAGGGAUAUUAUGCACAGCUUCUUGGUUUCUAUCUUAAAGCUUAACACUUGACAAGUUAGUUAAAUAUCUUAGUGUUUUAUAAACGACAAGAGAGUUCUGAUUCUUAGCUGCACUCGAUUUAGAUAUUCCUUCAGUCAUUUACAAAAAAUAAGAUCAAUAAGGAGGAGUUCUUCCUUUUAAUUUUGGUUAUCUCUAAAAUGGAUACCCUACGAUUUGCAAGCACUUUUUGGAGGUCUAUAGAACUCGACCCACCCUACUGUAAAUAGGCGCCCCUUAUAUAUAUAGUUUGUAGGUGGGGCCGCUCUGUAAAUAUUACAUAACACCACCCCAAAACACACUCACAUUAGCGGAGAUAACUCCAAUUCCUAGAACACACCAAGAAGAAAAGACAUGCGCAUAGUACCCAGUAAUUAAGCAGAAUUUAUUUAUAGUCCUACUCGAACUGCAACUCCUAUUCGUAUUCGUAUUCGUACUCGUAUCCGUACUCGUAUUCACAUUCACAUUCGCCACAUUUAUUCAUUCGCAUUCUGCAAUCAUUAUCAAAGAAAUGAAAUCUGCUUAACGAGAAACUAAACACAA